CCACUGAAUAAGAAAAGACUAUCACCAGAUUUAGAAACUGACAUGGGCUCUGUGUUAUUUCAUAAAAGUCUAAGUCGUACCAACAGCUAUUAUGAAAUACAAUGUACUUCAAGCCAAGAAAAUACCUGGUUAAUGAUUGGAGUUCUUAAUGACCAACAAGUUCAUAUACGAAUUCCACUAAUAUCUAUGAAGACGAAUGAAUUGGCAGUCGAUAUUCUAAAACUGGAAAAAGAUGCCAUUUAUGGAUUUGGUGUUUCUGGGAAUUGGAUAUCAGAGUACAUACCAGAUGAUGAUUGUUGCUACUAUGUUACUAAAAAUGGGAAAUUAUUGAACCAAGAAAAGGCAAAACCAAGUGUCGUUAAUAUAUUAAAAAGAAAUCCUCAGCCAGGAAUGUAUCCUUUCAUUUGUACCAGUGGGGAAAUCAAGCUUUUAAACAUGGAUUUACAUUUUGUGACUGAUGUAAACGAUAACAAUGCUGUCUUGACACCAGGAAUGCUUCAUAACAUGAUUUGUAAUGAUGCUGGCAUUGUUAGGUUUGGACAUUAAAAAAAUAAACUUAAAAAAUUCGGUAAUUAUGUUCAUACUGUUGUUAGAUCAGGAAUCAUGUUAUGCAGUCAAGAAAUAACAAGAAAUCAUAACAUAUUUUCAAUUUGUCUGAAGAAAAAUCCCAAAAACAUCUGCAUGGGUAUAGCACCAGAAACAUAUUGCUUAUAUAAUUAUCCAAACCAGGAAAAAUUUGCCAUUGAACUUAAUUGUGGAGAUGGACAUGCUUACAUUCAAAAUGAGUCUGGUAGGAACACAGCUAGUGAAGUUUAUCAUAGAAAAGCAGAUAUAAAAGAAGGAAAAGUGAUCACUGUCCAAGUUAAAUUUUCUGGACAAGCAGAAUCCAUUCAGAAUGGGGAUGAAGUUGAAGUCAGUUUCUUUCUGGAUGAAAUUCUGAUCUCUACAGUUAAGACAAAAAUCGAAGGCAUUAUGCCUGGCAUUCGCAUUGUUUUCAUGGUUUGGAUGAAAAUAGAAAGUGAAUUUCAAUUAAAGAACUGGCAAGCCCCAUUCAGUGCUCCUAGAAAGUGCAAUGGCAUGUCAUGGAUUGUUCAUCUCAAACACCCCAUUUAACAAAGACUUAACAUACUUUGAAAUGCAAGUAACAGACAGUGCAGCUGUGAUUGGGUUUGCUGAUUUUGAUUAUCCAGUGGACAAUACUCUUGGAAAUAAUCCAAACUCAGUUGGAUACUUUUAUAAUGGAAGAAUUUCAAAAGACUUGAGUUCAGUCAAUUUUGAUGAAGACACAACCCUGACAGCUUUUAAAGCAGGAGACACAGUUGGCUGUGGUCUGAAUGUAGAGAGGGCAAAGUUCAGAGAAAAUGGAUUGCUUGAGAAUGAACAAACUCUUCAAUUUUACUUUACAAAGAACAAUAUCAAAGUGCAAGAAGUUGAUUUUGAAUACAAAUCAAAUGGAAUUUAUCCAGCAGUGAAUGUUUACCCUGGAGGGAAUGGGGUUAUUUUACACAAUUACUUUCAAGAUUCAGAGAAUAAAGCUACCAAAAAGGUAGCAUCAAUACCACCAAAAGAUGUUGCAAACUUUAUAGAAGGUUGCAGAUUUACAUUAGUUGGGCUGGAAGAAAAUGAUGGCAACCUGAAUGAAAAGCUUCAUUUGAUAGAGAAAACUUUAAGUGAAGGAAUUCAGUUUUCAAUCAUAGAAUUGAUAACACAAUACAUCCAUCAGUAUGAAAGUGAACUGAAAUCAAUGGAUUUCCAAAAGCAAGAACUCUAUAGUAAUCUUUGUUGGCAAAAAGAAUGCCUUGAAAGGUUUCUAAAGAAUCUAAGAGUUACUUUAAAGACUGUCAAUCUUUCAUCAGGCAAGGGUCAUGAAGAGCUGUGCAAACAUAUUAUUGAUGUGUGUGAGGCUGACCUAACCUAUCAUAGACAAUUCUAUAGUCUGAGUGAAAAAGUUGCUGAAGGGCUACAUAAGAUUAGAGAAGUUUUGAAGAAAGAAAAUAUUAUGUUUAUAGAUCACCUGUUAAAAGCUGAACCUAAUGCGUUUGGGACCAAUACUCAUAUUUGUGAAGCUGCUGUUAGUUAUCUUAAGAAUAAGGGUCAGAUUUUGUGUUUUACAAUGAAUGAAGCAAAAGUUGCAGUUGAUAGGGAAUUUCUCUUGCAACUAGAAGGAAAAUUCAAGAAUUUGCCAAGUGCAUUGUCAGGCAAACAAGCACAAUGCAUUGGUGAAAAGACAAACAUUUUGAAUAAUUUGACAGACAUUAUUCCAAACACAAAAAAUCUCUCUUUUUCACAAAUGGAGACUAUAAUUAAAGUGUUGUCCAUUAUUGGUAUCAAACGGAUUCCGUGUCUUCGAUCAAGCAGAGAUGACCCAGUUUUUUGCUAUUGUAUGCAGAUUGAUCAACAGGCCUUGCAGCUUUCUGACUUCAUACAAUCAGCUAAUACAAAUGCCACAGAACUUGAAAGGAAAUACCAUUUGCUUCAUACAUCAGCCAAGCACAUGUUUUCAAUAUGUGUAUCAAGAUUUUUGACUUUUUCAAAAGCCAUAGUGAUUGGACAAGAAUGGUGUGUUUUUCAGAAUGGAGAUAUUCAAACAAUAUUUUAUACUAAAGGAGAUCAUGUUUUGAAGGUUAAAUCUCAUUGCUUCCAACCUCAAAAUACUGACAAGCUGAGCCAAGAAUCAAUGCUAGAAAUUCAAGAAAACACUUUCACUCUAUUCUCAAUUUUUGUUGAUGUUAUAGAUGAAAUAAUAAAAAGAAUGGGAAUUAGUUUUGUUUAUAAAGAAUUAAUUCCUUCUAAACUUGUGAAUGGCUCUAUUGGCUGUAUCCACCAAUGGGAACUCUCAGAAGAACAUAGCAGAAAAACAAUUUGUACUUUAUGUGGAAAUUGCUGUGAAAAGGGACUCUACUGUGAAUUUAAUGGGGUCAAAGGAGAUAACCUACACAAGUGUUGUUGUGAGACACAUGUAACUGGAUGUAAACAUUGUGGUGUUUGUAAAAAUUGUGCUGAGAUGACCUGGGCUGUGGAAUCAUAUCUCCGACCUAAUUUAGAGGUAACAAGCUAUGAACAAAUGAAAGCAAUGCCAACAACUCCAUUGCUUCUGUCAGCUUAUGAUGAGGUUGAGUUUACAAAUCUAGGAAGGUCUAAGGCACCACUGUGCCUAAAAAUGGAUAUUGAUAUUAAUAAGCAGAGACAACAAAAGAGAAGGCUUAUUAAAAUAUUCCCAUUCAAAGCCUUUGAAUAUACUUAUAAAAAUCAACUUCAGAAUGAUGUGAGUUAUUGGCAUCAAUCAAAUCAAAUCGACAAAACACUAGGUUUUAAUCGAGGUGAUACUGUUGUGUUCAAGUUUGAAAAAAUUUUGAAAUUUAGAAAAUCAACUUCUGAAAUGGAGAAUCCUAUAACUCCAGCAUACUUUUCCUGUAAGAAUCAAUUUGUGGCUGUGUGUCAUGAAUUUGGAUUAUUAUUACACACCGCAUACCCAGCUAACAGCAUAUAUGGUAGAAAUACUUUUGGUCAGUUUUUAAGUGCCAGACCUUUAACUCCUAAAUGCCCAUCCUUCUCAAUUAGGAUAAUAAACCUGGGUAGCAAGAGCGUAAUUGCCAUAGGCCUUUGCAAUCAGAAUUUUUCUAAAAUUGAUCUACCUGGGCAUACACAAGACUCAUUUGGAUUUCAUGCCGAUGAUGGAUGUAUUUACCUCAAGGAAAAACAAUUCUCGACAAGACACGUAUGUAAGACAGGGGACACUAUGAAGUGUGAGCUUGACUUUAAGAAGAAAUGUAUACAGUUUUACCACAAUGGAGCUAUGAUUUACAGAACAGAAGAACUGAAAGACAUAAACAAUUUACAUGCUAUCAUAGCUUUUGGCUCUUAUUUUGAGGCUGUUCAUCUUUUGGAGAAAGAACCAUGGCAAAUUGAUGGGACUGAAGAGCAAUUAGAUUUUCCACAAGCAUAUGAUGUUAAAAAGUAUGAAAACAUGUGGUUUAGCCCUGCAACCACCGUUGGCCUAUCAAACAGAUUUGAUCAUUAUUGGCUACUGAUCUACAACCCGACAAUGAAAAGUAUCGGAUUCAGGAUGACUCCUCAACUAGAAUCAUCUACAGUGAUUAGCUGUCUGGGAAGUCUUAAGCAUUGUGCCAUAUGCGUACCAGUUGACAAAUACCUGAGUAUGUAUACACAUUAAAACCUUUUUUUUAUUGAAUUGGAUG
Molecule: messenger RNA, 4199 nt
Organism: Physella acuta
Lineage: Eukaryota; Metazoa; Mollusca; Gastropoda; Physidae
Molecular function (GO): protein binding
Source: RefSeq, a predicted model, not a curated record